AAUGUCUGCGUUGUGCUUUUUUUCGGAAAGUGGGCGGCUUGAAACCGCCUGUGCUGAAUAACAUUGGCUGUUCCGUUUUACCCCCUCCGCGCUCAGGAUCCCGGAAGUAGCCGCGUGAGAUCAUGAUGGCAGCUGAGAGAAACACUGUGUCAUGUUACCUUGAUGAAAAGACCUUCCGGCUUUGCUGUCAGCUCUUUCUCCAACACUCGGAGACCAUCCAGGAUGGUUGGAGCUGGGAGCAGAUCAAGGGCACUGAUGAAGGCUUCAUGAAGAAGACUCUUCUCAUCCCUGUAAAAUCCAGCAUUUUGAACAAACAACAUGAGUGUUCCAUCCAGGAUGAAAACAUGGAGACAGAUGACAUCCAGGCAAACGUUGAGGAUGAAACGGCUGGAGUUCAGGCAGUAUGUGAAAUUCACGCUGUGCUGCGCUAUGAAUACCACGUUCUGUAUUCUUUCAGCUAUCAGAUCCCUGUCCUCUAUUUCAGAGCAUCCACGUUAGAUGGGCGACCCCUGUCUCUCGAGGAGGUGUGGAGCAAUGUUCAUCUGAACUAUAGACAGAGACUACAGCAGGGACCCUGGGACACGCUGACCCAACAGGAACAUCCUUUACUGGGCCAACCGUUUUUCAUGCUUCAUCCAUGUCGCACCGAGGAGUUUAUGAAACCUGCUCUGGAUUUGGCACAAGCUGAAAACAAGAGGGUGAACUAUAUUGUGACUUGGCUCAGUGUUGUUGGACCCGUCGUCAGACUGGACGUCCCUUUGAGCUACAGCACCGAGGUGUCCGCUCCAGACUGAAGCGCCUCUGCUUUGACCUGCUUUGAUCUUCCUGUCUGUCUCAGACUCCACAGACCCAGAGGACGUGCAGAGGACAUGCUGAGGGUCUCCGAGGGGCCAAAGAGGCUUCAGAAGUCUUGUCAGCAGUGUUUGAACAUUCAAGACACCAAGUCUUUAAGUUCAUAAGUUAGCCCAAGAAUGCUCUUAAUGUUUUACUAAAUUGUACUAAAUUCAUACACUGCUAUUCAAAUGUUUGGGGUCAGUAAGAUUUCUUGUUCAUCAAGGAUACAUUAAAUUGAUCAGAAUUAACAGUAAAGACAUUUAUAAUGUAACAAAAGUUUUCUAUUCUAAAUAAAUGCUGUUCUUUUGGCCUUUCUAUUCACCAAGUAAUCCUGAACAUUACAGUUUUCAGAAGAAUAUGAAGCAGCACAACUGUUUUCAACAUUGAUAAUAAUGAGAAAUGUUUCUUGAGCAGCAAAUCAGCAUAUUAUAAUGAUUUCUGAAAGAUCUGAAGACUGGAGUAAUUCAGCUUUGCCUC
Cyprinus carpio (common carp) is the source of this 1311-nucleotide messenger RNA. It is a transcript of the gene atg10, whose product is annotated as ATG10 autophagy related 10 homolog (S. cerevisiae). Gene Ontology annotation, molecular function: Atg12 transferase activity. Gene Ontology annotation, cellular component: intracellular anatomical structure. Lineage: Eukaryota; Metazoa; Chordata; Actinopteri; Cypriniformes; Cyprinidae. Gene Ontology annotation, biological process: protein lipidation; protein modification by small protein conjugation; macroautophagy. The record is from RefSeq and is a predicted model, not a curated record.